CCCGCCCCUCUCGCGCCUGCGCCGCGCGCGUCCCGCCGGCGGCCCGCACCGCGCCGGGCGCAGCAUGUUCCGCAUCGAGGGGCUGGGGCCCAAGAUGGACCCGGAGGAGCUGAAGCGGAAGAUGCGCCGCGACGUCCUCACCUCCGUCCGCAACUUCCUCAUCUACGUUGCGCUGCUGCGGAUCACUCCUUUCAUCCUGAAGAAGCUGGACAGCAUAUGACCACUUCAGACACAAUAUAUGAAAACAUGAAAUGGACCGGAGCUGCUUUCCCCUGUUUUUUUUUUUUAAUUAAACAUUGUGCCAGAGGCAGACAUCCAGUACUAAAUGGUUCUAAAAUGUUUCGCUUAAGCCUAUCUGACCUGAGAGUGACAGCUUAGGUUGGAGGAUGGGGAAGAUGUCUGUUGCCCCUGCAGGGCAAUUCUGGUCACAGAAUACUCCCUAGUAGCAUCAAGCUAUGACUUGUGAUGGAACAUUUCUUGUACUGUUUAAAAAAAAAAAAACCAAACCAAAACGCUGCCCAUCGCCAUUUUGUUUGAAGUGUUAAGCGCUGGCAAGUUGCUCUGUUAUGCAGCUACCUCUAAACUGCCACAUGCUAUGGCCAUCAACCUUACCGAACUUUUCUGUAUGAAAAAGGAAGUCUUCAAUGAGUUCAGUUCACAAGCAGUUUUAUUUUAAAUAAAUGGAGGAGCAGUUGUGUUACUUAA
Falco peregrinus (peregrine falcon) is the source of this 705-nucleotide messenger RNA. RefSeq names its product translocase of outer mitochondrial membrane 5 (gene TOMM5). Lineage: Eukaryota; Metazoa; Chordata; Aves; Falconiformes; Falconidae. The coding region runs from base 65 to 220 and encodes 51 amino acids. The transcript has 2 exons. Gene Ontology annotation, cellular component: mitochondrial outer membrane translocase complex. The record is from RefSeq and is a predicted model, not a curated record.